AUGGAUAAGCCUUCUUUGGAAGGUAUACUAACUUCUGCUAUAGUUGCUAAAGUUUUCGUUAAAAUUUUUAAUAAUUCAAAAUGUCUUCUUACAUGGCCUAAAUUAUUAUUAACUGAUAUGAGUUCAGAGUUUAAAGGUAGCUGUGAAAAACUUAUAAAAGAACAUGGUAUUAAAAUCCAAAAAGCUAGUUCUAAAAGUAGUAUGGGUAUAAUUGAAAGAUUUAAUCAAACUUUAACUGAAAAAUUAUUUCAUAUUCAAGAUGCACAAGAGUUAUUGCUACCUUUACCUAAAAGAUCAAGAGCCUGA
This is a messenger RNA of Cetraspora pellucida, 306 nucleotides long. The record is from the annotation of a GenBank genome assembly. Lineage: Eukaryota; Fungi; Glomeromycota; Glomeromycetes; Diversisporales; Gigasporaceae.